Cebus imitator (Panamanian white-faced capuchin) is the source of this 4497-nucleotide messenger RNA. RefSeq names its product cytoplasmic FMR1 interacting protein 1 (gene CYFIP1). The transcript is spliced from 32 exons. Lineage: Eukaryota; Metazoa; Chordata; Mammalia; Primates; Cebidae. Gene Ontology annotation, molecular function: small GTPase binding; RNA 7-methylguanosine cap binding. Bases 194 to 3955 code for a protein of 1253 amino acids. Gene Ontology annotation, biological process: modification of synaptic structure; lamellipodium assembly; axon guidance. Gene Ontology annotation, cellular component: synapse; neuron projection; SCAR complex. The record is from RefSeq and is a predicted model, not a curated record.
CCCGACUGAGUCACUCGGCAAAGGAAACUCCCGGGCCCCGCCCGGACCCCCAAGCCUCCGCGGACCCAGAAUGCCGCCACCUGCCUCUGGUCCCAUUCCAGGGCAGGGCUGCCCCUGAGUACCCUUGAGAUUGGAGCAGAUUCAGCAGAAGGCAGAUUGCCCCCUCCCCCUGGAGCUGGCACUGAAGCCCAGGAUGGCGGCCCAGGUGACGCUGGAGGACGCGCUGUCCAACGUGGACCUCCUGGAGGAGCUGCCCCUGCCCGACCAGCAGCCCUGCAUCGAGCCGCCACCGUCCUCGCUGCUCUACCAGCCAAAUUUCAACACUAACUUUGAAGACAGAAAUGCGUUUGUCACUGGCAUCGCGAGAUACAUUGAACAAGCCACCGUCCACUCCAGCAUGAACGAGAUGCUGGAGGAGGGCCAAGAAUACGCUGUCAUGCUGUACACCUGGAGGAGCUGCUCCCGGGCCAUCCCGCAGGUGAAAUGUAACGAGCAGCCUAACAGAGUGGAAAUUUAUGAGAAAACCGUGGAGGUUCUGGAGCCUGAGGUCACAAAACUGAUGAAUUUUAUGUACUUCCAGAGAAACGCCAUUGAGCGCUUCUGUGGGGAGGUCCGGCGCCUGUGCCACGCGGAGAGGAGGAAGGACUUUGUGUCGGAAGCCUACCUGAUCACGCUGGGCAAGUUCAUCAACAUGUUCGCGGUGCUGGACGAGCUGAAGAACAUGAAGUGCAGCGUGAAGAAUGACCACUCGGCAUACAAGAGGGCUGCUCAAUUUCUACGUAAAAUGGCAGAUCCGCAGUCCAUCCAGGAAUCGCAGAAUCUGUCCAUGUUCCUGGCCAAUCACAACAAGAUCACACAGUCUCUGCAGCAGCAGCUCGAAGUGAUUCCUGGCUACGAAGAGCUCCUGGCAGACAUCGUGAAUCUGUGUGUGGAUUACUAUGAGAACAGGAUGUAUCUGACGCCCAGUGAGAAACACAUGCUUCUCAAAGUGAUGGGAUUUGGUCUGUACCUGAUGGAUGGGAGUGUCAGUAACAUCUAUAAGUUAGAUGCCAAGAAAAGAAUAAACUUAUCCAAAAUUGACAAGUACUUCAAGCAACUCCAGGUGGUUCCACUAUUUGGGGACAUGCAAAUAGAACUGGCAAGAUACAUCAAGACCAGCGCCCACUACGAGGAAAAUAAAUCUCGGUGGACGUGCACAUCCUCCGGCAGCAGUCCGCAGUACAACAUCUGUGAGCAGAUGAUCCAGAUCCGUGAGGACCACAUGCGCUUCAUCUCGGAGCUGGCGCGCUACAGCAACAGCGAGGUGGUCACAGGCUCAGGCCGCCAGGAGGCCCAGAAGACGGACGCGGAGUACCGGAAGCUGUUCGACCUGGCGCUGCAGGGCCUGCAGCUGCUGUCCCAGUGGAGCGCGCACGUGAUGGAAGUGUAUUCGUGGAAGCUCGUGCACCCCACCGACAAGUACUCCAACAAGGACUGCCCCGACAGCGCCGAGGAGUACGAGCGCGCCACGCGCUACAACUACACCAGUGAGGAGAAGUUCGCCCUGGUGGAGGUGAUCGCCAUGAUCAAAGGCCUGCAGGUGCUGAUGGGCAGGAUGGAGAGCGUGUUCAACCACGCCAUCCGGCAUACCGUCUACGCCGCGCUGCAGGACUUCUCCCAGGUGACCCUUAGGGAGCCACUGCGGCAGGCCAUCAAGAAGAAGAAGAAUGUCAUCCAGAGUGUCCUGCAGGCCAUCAGGAAGACCGUGUGCGACUGGGAGACGGGGCACGAGCCCUUCAACGACCCCGCCCUGCGGGGCGAGAAGGACCCCAAGAGUGGCUUUGACAUAAAAGUGCCACGCCGCGCCGUGGGACCCUCCAGCACUCAGCUUUACAUGGUGAGAACCAUGCUGGAGUCCCUCAUUGCAGACAAAAGUGGUUCCAAGAAAACCCUGAGAAGCAGCCUUGAGGGGCCCACCAUAUUGGACAUUGAAAAAUUUCACCGAGAGUCAUUCUUCUACACUCACUUGAUAAAUUUCAGUGAAACGCUGCAGCAGUGCUGUGACCUCUCGCAGCUGUGGUUCCGCGAGUUCUUCCUGGAGCUGACCAUGGGCCGCAGGAUCCAGUUCCCCAUCGAGAUGUCCAUGCCCUGGAUCCUGACAGACCACAUCCUGGAGACCAAGGAGGCGUCCAUGAUGGAGUACGUACUCUACUCCCUGGACCUGUACAAUGAUAGCGCCCACUACGCGCUCACCAGGUUCAACAAGCAGUUCCUGUACGACGAGAUUGAGGCUGAGGUGAAUCUAUGUUUUGACCAAUUUGUUUACAAGCUGGCAGACCAGAUAUUUGCAUAUUACAAGGUUAUGGCAGGAAGUUUGCUUCUUGAUAAACGGUUACGAUCAGAAUGCAAGAAUCAGGGAGCCACGAUCCACCUGCCGCCGUCCAACCGCUACGAAACGCUGCUGAAGCAGAGGCAUGUGCAGCUCCUCGGCAGGUCAAUAGACCUCAAUCGCCUGAUCACCCAGCGCGUCUCAGCAGCCGUGUAUAAGUCCCUGGAACUGGCAAUUGGACGAUUUGAAAGUGAAGACUUGACCUCCAUAGUUGAGCUGGAUGGCCUGUUGGAAAUCAACCGCAUGACCCACAGGCUGCUGAGCCGGUACCUGACGCUGGACAGCUUCGAUGCCAUGUUCCGGGAGGCCAACCACAAUGUGUCGGCGCCCUACGGGAGGAUCACCCUGCACGUCUUCUGGGAGCUCAACUACGACUUCCUGCCCAACUACUGCUACAAUGGCUCUACCAACCGGUUUGUUCGGACAGUAUUACCAUUUUCUCAAGAAUUUCAAAGAGAUAAGCAGCCUAAUGCACAACCCCAGUAUCUGCAUGGAUCCAAGGCUUUGAACCUGGCCUACUCCAGCAUUUACGGCAGCUACCGGCACUUUGUGGGGCCUCCGCAUUUUCAAGUCAUCUGCCGGCUCCUUGGCUACCAGGGUAUUGCUGUGGUCAUGGAGGAGCUGCUGAAGGUCGUCAAGAGCCUGCUGCAGGGCACCAUCCUGCAGUACGUGAAGACGCUGAUGGAGGUGAUGCCCAAGAUCUGCCGCCUGCCCCGGCACGAGUAUGGCUCUCCCGGUAUCCUGGAGUUCUUCCACCACCAGCUGAAGGACAUCGUGGAGUAUGCAGAGCUGAAGACGGUGUGCUUCCAGAACCUGCGGGAGGUGGGGAACGCCGUCCUCUUCUGCCUGCUCAUCGAGCAGAGCCUGUCUUUAGAAGAAGUCUGUGACCUCCUGCAUGCGGCUCCCUUCCAGAAUAUCUUGCCGCGAGUCCAUGUGAAAGAGGGGGAGAGACUUGAUGCCAAAAUGAAGAGACUAGAGUCAAAGUACGCCCCGCUGCAUCUUGUCCCACUGAUCGAAAGACUGGGGACCCCUCAGCAAAUUGCCAUCGCAAGAGAGGGGGACCUGCUGACCAAGGAGCGCCUGUGCUGCGGCCUGUCCAUGUUUGAGGUCAUCCUGACGCGGAUCCGGAGCUUUCUGGACGACCCGAUCUGGCGCGGGCCUCUGCCCAGCAAUGGGGUCAUGCAUGUGGAUGAGUGUGUGGAGUUCCACAGGCUGUGGAGUGCCAUGCAGUUUGUGUACUGCAUUCCCGUAGGGACACACGAGUUCACAGUCGAGCAGUGCUUUGGUGAUGGGCUACACUGGGCUGGCUGUAUGAUCAUCGUACUUCUUGGGCAGCAGCGGCGUUUUGCUGUGCUGGAUUUCUGCUACCAUCUACUUAAAGUCCAGAAACAUGAUGGCAAAGACGAGAUUAUUAAAAAUGUGCCUUUGAAGAAGAUGGUGGAGCGAAUUCGCAAGUUCCAGAUUCUCAAUGACGAGAUCAUCACCAUCCUGGAUAAGUACCUGAAGUCAGGCGACGGGGAGAGCACACCAGUGGAGCACGUGCGCUGCUUCCAGCCGCCCAUCCACCAGUCCUUGGCCAGCAGCUGAGGGCGCGGGCUGCACUCCGUAACUCAGCGUGGCAUGCUUCUCUGUCGGUAUUUAGUGAGAUUUUUAGGGACUAUUUUUCAGUAUCUCUGUGCCUGUCAAAGGGGGUGCUUUUCAUCUAAAAGCUUAAUUUUAUAAAACUGACUUAUUUUUCUAGUCUAAAAUUGUAUAUGCUUUUGUUAAUUAGGAACUCGGAGCAUGCUGGCUGUUGAUUGUUGCCAUCACAUUCUUACAAAAUUACUGUUUUUCUAUGGGAUGUUCUGGCAGCCAGCUAUGGUUCAUUCCGUAAGAAACUUAAUACCAGCAAAUGUAUUAAAUCCCUUACUAGUUCCCAUUAAAUGUACCUACUUAGCUUUUGUGUAAGGAUCCUUCUCACAGCCUUUUAUGAACAAUCUUAGUUCUAAGUCAUUGUUUCCAUCCCUUUUUUGUAUCAGUGUUUCAGAAAAUAGUGAACUUGAUUCCCCUGCUUCCACUAAAUCCAGUUGUGACAAAAUCUAACAUGAGAUCAGACCAAAAGGAUAUAGAAAUAAAACUAAUGAGGUCUA